CUGCUUGACUUCCUAGGAUCUGGAAUCUGGUCAGCAAUUCAGGAAUCCCUUCAUUGUGACCCCCGCAUGGGCAAAGGCUUCCCUGGAAGCUCCCAUACUGUCUGCUCCCUAUAAAAGGCAGGCAGAUGGGCCAGAGGAGCAGAGAGGCUGAGACCAACCCAGAAACCACCACCUCUCACGCCAAAGCUCAUACCUUCGGCCUCCAACAUGAAGGUCUCCGCAGCACUUCUGUGGCUGCUGCUCAUAGCAGCUGCCUUCAGCCCCCAGGGGCUCGCUGGGCCAGCUUCUGUCCCAACCACCUGCUGCUUUAACCUGGCCAAUAGGAAGAUACCCCUUCAGCGACUGGAGAGCUACAGGAGAAUCACCAGUGGCAAAUGUCCCCAGAAAGCUGUGAUCUUCAAGACCAAACUGGCCAAGGAUAUCUGUGCCGACCCCAAGAAGAAGUGGGUGCAGGAUUCCAUGAAGUAUCUGGACCAAAAAUCUCCAACUCCAAAGCCAUAAAUAAUCACCAUUUUUGAAACCAAACCAGAGCCUGAGUGUUGCCUAAUUUGUUUUCCCUUCUUACAAUGCAUUCUGAGGUAACCUCAUUAUCAGUUCAAAGGGAAUGGGUUUUAUUUUAUAUAUAUAUAUUUUUUAAAAAAAGUAUUGCAUUUAAUUUAUUGAGGCUUUAAAACUUAUCCUCCAUUAAUAUCAGUUAUUUUUAAACUGUAAAGCUUUGUGCAGAUUCUUUACCCCCAGGAGCCCCAAUUCGAUCCCCUGUCACGUGUGGGCAAUGUUCCCCCUCUCCUCUCUUCCUCCCUGGAAUCUUGUAAAGGUCCUGGCAAAGAUGAUCAGUAUAAAAAUGUCAUUGUUCUUGUGAACCCAAAGUGUGACUCAUUAAAUGGAAGUAAAUGUUGUUUUAGGAAUACAUAAAGUAUGUGCAUAUUUUAUUAUAGUCACUAGUUGUAAUUUUUUUGUGGGAAAUCCACACUGAGCUGAGGGGGACAAAGAUGGCUGUGGCCAAGAGGGGCUUGGUUAUGGGGGUGGGAACUGUGUCCCUGGGAAAUGAGUUUUUGGCUUAGCUGGUCUUCAUUGAAAUGCAGGGUGAAACUGACAAACCCAUUCCAGCCCUCUAUUCCCAUUUUCAACAGUAUUUCCCAAACCCCAAACUUCAGCCACGAAAAUAUCUGGAGCUUUGCCACCAUUCCUUUCCUCCCCACCUCAUGCUUGCCUCUCCUGGGACCUAUUUUAACAGCCCUGUGGUUUCUCCCUCUACCCGACCCUGCUCCUCGGUCUUCCAACCCAGACUAGGCAGACAUGACAGACACUGGAAAUCAGAGGAAGGCUAGGUGACCCUUGACCAGAGGUUUAGGUGCAGGUUUUACAGGUGUGGUGGAGCUUAAAGUAGGUCUUGUGCAUGCACAAAGUGGAGAGGCUCUGCUGGAGGUAUUUCAGUCUAGGUAGAGGAGAAGGGGUGUUGCUUGAGCAAAAUCCAAGAAGUAGGAAUGAUCAUGCUGCAUUUACCCAGUUGGGUGGGAGCCCAUCAAAAGAUGUCAGUGUUGGAGUAUGUGUGAAAUGGUGGGGAAAUUUGGAAAGAAGUUUGAGGCCAGGCUGUCUAGGUGGGGAGUUUGUGCUCCAUGUAAGGUGAACAUAUGAUUCUUCCCAGCCCAGUUAGGAUGCUUUUGAGAGCAGAAAAGUGGUAUUAUUCAUAAUUAUUCUGGAACAACGGAUAUAAAUUAACACUGUCCUAAGCAAACUGGAACAUGUAGUCACUCUAGGAAUAGAAUGCAUUGCAAGUUUUGAUUCAGUGGAGAGAAGUGCCAUGACCACACUAUGAGGGGCUUCAGGAAGGGCAGCCAGGUGGCCAUGGGCUGAAUUGGGAGGAGAAGGGAGAAGCACUUAGCUCACUAUUGCAGUGUAUGGAAGAUAUGGAA
Molecule: messenger RNA, 1913 nt
Organism: Pan troglodytes (chimpanzee)
Lineage: Eukaryota; Metazoa; Chordata; Mammalia; Primates; Hominidae
Gene: CCL11
Product: C-C motif chemokine ligand 11
Exons: 3
Coding region: 208-501 (97 amino acids)
Biological process (GO): inflammatory response; chemokine-mediated signaling pathway; positive regulation of cell migration
Cellular component (GO): extracellular region
Molecular function (GO): CCR chemokine receptor binding; chemokine activity
Source: RefSeq, a predicted model, not a curated record